Messenger RNA from Stylophora pistillata, 2776 nucleotides. RefSeq names its product huntingtin-interacting protein 1-like. The record is from RefSeq and is a predicted model, not a curated record. Gene Ontology annotation, molecular function: phosphatidylinositol-3,4-bisphosphate binding; clathrin-cargo adaptor activity; clathrin light chain binding. Gene Ontology annotation, biological process: clathrin coat assembly; endocytosis; actin filament organization. NCBI's taxonomy places the organism in Eukaryota, Metazoa, Cnidaria, Anthozoa, Scleractinia, Pocilloporidae. Gene Ontology annotation, cellular component: cortical actin cytoskeleton; clathrin-coated vesicle.
UUGAUUUUUACCCUUCUUGUUGUCAGGAAUUAAGUCAAGUAAAUGACAGGCUUCAACAGGAAGUAGAUGAUAAGUCCACAGAACUUCUACAAGUGUUUCAGAAAGCGGAAAUGGCUGAACAGGAUGGCAAGAGAGCGGGUGAUGAAAUUGAAAGACUGACGAAGGAACACGAUGAAAAGAUGGCCACGGUUAUGGGAGAGCUUCAGGUGUUAAGAAAAGAAAAAAAAGAAAUAGAAGAAGCCAAGAAAAUGGCCGAAGAACAAAUAGAAGCCAUGAGAAAAGAUCAUGAAGAAAAAAUUGCAACACUUAGCAGCGAUUUAUCGAAUUUUCGGAAGAGCUGGACGGAUGAAGAGCUGGCAAAAAAAUCAGCGGAAGAGACCAUUCAAAGAGAACGACAGGAACAUGAAGACAAGAUCUCGACUCUUGUGGCGGAGAUGGAGACUUUAAAAAAAGAAAAAGGUGAAACAGAUGGGGCUAGAAAAACCGCCGAAGAACAAAUAGAAGCAAUGAAAAAAGAUCACGAGGAAAAGGUUACAACGCUUAGCCGUCAGCUUUCAGAUGUUCAGAAAAGUAGGACAGUCGAGGAGGAGGCAAAACGAACAGCAGAAGAAGCUAUAGAAAAAGAAAGAAAGGAACACGGAGAAAUGGUAAAUGAGCUUGAAAGAAAAAGACUUGAACAAAUCUCUAAAGAAAAGCAAGACUUAGUGGGUACGGCGAUAGACUCAGCAGAAAGAACAAUCCAAGACGCUUUAGAUCAGUUUCAAAAUCCGAAGCACAGUUCUACGACUUGUACUGCAGAUUACUUGCUAGGUAGAAUCGAGAAUCUUCCGGGCAUUAUCGACGAGCUUAAUACAAAGUUUACAUCUUAUAAACAAGAUCAUAAAGAUGCCAUUCCCUGUAUAUGCUGUCUUGGUUCCUUCUCACAUCAGCUCAGUGACUGUAUUUUGAAUGCUAAGGCCACCUCUCACAUGGCACCUACUCAAGAAGCUGCAGAUCUUCAAUCACACGGUGAAUCUGCAGGCAAGGCCUCCCUCGAACUGUUGCAACUCUACAAACAAAGUGAUCCAGAUCCAAACGCUCUUGCUGACAAGGUGAAUGCCGUAAAAAAAUGCAUCUCAGAUAUUACCAAGGUUGCUGAGGCUCUCGCACCUAAAGAAAAAGACAGUCUUGAUAGUAUUGGCGGUGGAGUUGACGAUGAAAUCAAUGCUACUGCAGAGCUUGUAGCAGACUCAGCGGCCAGGAUUCAGGAAAUGAUCAACCAAACAAGGGAAAAAUACAGCGGUGUGCAACUUGAAGUGAACGGAAGAAUUCUGGAUUCCUGCACGGCACUGAUGGAGGCAAUCAAGAAAUUGAUAAUGAAGUCUAAAGUUUUGCAAAAGGAGAUUGUCGACGAGGGCAAGGGUCAAGCAACAGCUAAAGAGUUCUACAAGCGUCACCACCGCUGGACGGAGGGGCUCAUCUCAGCUGCGAAAGCUGUUGGUUGGGGAGCUAAAGUUCUUGUUGACUCCGCUGACAAAGUUGUUCAGGGGGAAGGCAAGUUUGAGGAAAUAGUUGUAGCAUCCAAUGAAAUUACAGCAAGCACAGUGCAGCUUGUGGCUGCUUCUAGAGUGAAAGCUCGACAAGCUAGUACAGGUUUAGCUGCUCUACAGGGGGCCUCUAAAAAUGUCGUUGAAUCAGCGGCCGGCGUGGUGGCAUCCGCUAAAACAGGAGCUGAAAUGAUAGAGGACAGCAAAGCAGUACCAGAUUACACCAAGCUCAGCCUCACCCAGGCAAAGAGAUUUGAAAUGGAGUCACAGGUUCGGGUUCUAGAGCUUGAAAGCCAGCUGACUAAAGAACGUCAAAAACUAGGAGAAUUGAGAAAAGCACAUUAUCAACUGGCUACUGUCGAGGAGGGCUUGGACCCUGAGUAACACGGAUGAAGCAAGUUCGUCUCCAGAAGAAUCCAGUCCUCUCGAAUCCUUGGUACCAUGCAAAAGAAGAAAAAAAAUGGAAUAAUAAAGAUGAAGGUUAAAAUGAAACAGAAGCUCGGCACUUGAUUUGGGAAUGAACAUUUUUCUGCUUGCACUACGUCCUACAAACUUUGCAAGCAAAUGGUGUACGGCGUAGCUUUUGAUUCGUCACGCAAUCUCUUAAGGAUUACGUGACAGGCGCUAACGGAAAUAACUCAAGUUGGGACCAGCGCUCCAGGAGGUUUCGUUUAUACAGCGGGGGUAUAUCUGAAGGUUAUCACGAAAAGUGAUUGUAGCUUCUCUCAAUAUGCUGAUGAUAAAACAUUUUUAAACUCAAUUGUAAUUUUCAAUAUAGAUAAUUGUAAAAGAAGCAUAAUUUACUUCCGAUCAUGAUAGUUCGACAUAGUACUUAGUGACGGAAUCGCACAAUGCAUUAUAAGUAUUAAGAUAAAUGACAUUCCCCCCGUAUUUCUAGUAUCGAUAGCGAAAUUGUGUCAUUAGCUGGAAGUUUAGUUAACCUAGGUCUUAUUUAGCUCAUUCUAGAUGAAUUUCAUUUUAAAAAUUCUACGCACGUAUGGGUCCUGCAAAAGAUCGUGAUCUAUUGGUCUCUGCUAAGACGUAACCAUCAUACGUCUGAAAUUAGGCUUAUUUUAACAUCCAUUUUUGGUUAGAAUGCGGAUAAUGGUGGAAACAUUUGCUUUUAACACACUUUUUAGUAAAUUUACGUUCAUUCUGAUGAUCAAGAUUUUUAUUAAAAACACAAGGAAAUAUUACAAAUAUGUUCGCAAUAUGAAAAUUAAAGUGUGAACUGUCAGGGUACAUCUGAA